This is a messenger RNA of Psylliodes chrysocephalus, 1596 nucleotides long. The record is from the annotation of a GenBank genome assembly. Lineage: Eukaryota; Metazoa; Arthropoda; Insecta; Coleoptera; Chrysomelidae.
GUUUGAUAUACUUGUUACGCGUCCUCUCUUUUCCUUGUCUAAGUACUAUCUCAUCUCUAAUUCAACGCGAAUCGACUGUUAUACUUAGUUGUCAUUUGUAAUGUCAAACAGAGUUGUUUCUUUUUAUAUUUUUAAAACAGACAUACAUAAUUAGUAACGUCGAAGCCUUAAAAAUAAUCGAUAUAUUAAUAAGAAAAUGUCUCGCAAAGAAGCGAAGAAGAAGGCGCGAGCCCUAGCUAAACUCGAAGAAGAGAAACAAUUCAAUAGGGAUGCCUUCUUGAGGGAACUUAAAUUAGGCCAGUUUUCGGUCCAGAGACGGGAAAAAGAAUGGAAAAAGAUGAUGAUGAAAAUAGCUGAACCCCACAUGAAGGAAGAGCUAGAAUGGGCUUGGAUUAGCUUCGAAAGGUCCGUUGAUAAUAAAGACAUGGAAAUCGCACUAUAUUUAGAGGAAUUAAGAAAUUCCGAGAAUCAGUAUUCUAUGAACUUCAAGAAUCACUUGGAACAUCUAGAUGAGUUUAUUUCUGUAUUUUUAGGAAGAAUGGAUGAAUUGAAAACUGAAUUUAAUAAUAACAUAUCUCAUCUUGAAAAGAGCGUUGAAGAAGAUUUGGGUGGCAUAAUAGACACUUGGAAAGAAGAUGAGGAUUUUCUUAAAACCGUGUUGUAUAUGUUGGAAUUAACUAAAAAGGAUCAAAAGACAAUAAUACAAGCCGAAUUUUUUAACAAGCUCGAAGAAGAAGAAACUAAAAACACUCAACUUACGCAAAGACUUGAAGCACUUUUAGAAGAUUUGCACACAUCGAUAGAAGCGGAUACCGAAAAAUUUUUAAGAGAGUACCUUGAACAAACUAAUAAAAGAAAAUUCUACUACGAAGAAUUAAAAGCUCAAGAUGACUCACUAAGAAAAGUUCUCUCGCUGCAACUCGAAAAACUAAAUCAGAUGCACAACACUAUUAAAACACUGAAGAUGAAACUGAUGGAGGCUGAAACUUACUUAGGAAGAAAAUUAAAAGAAUUAGAAAGUGAGGCGCAAUUUUUUAACAAUGCAUAUACAAUGCUGAAGAGACGUCUGGAAAAUGAUCGACAAACAGACCAACAAAAAUUGGAAGUCCUCACUGUAAGUCAUAGCGAAACAGUGCGACAUUUAGAGAAAAUUAAACAAAAAGGUGAACACAUUCUUCACAUGGCUGCCGUAUGCCGAAAACUGGAAACUCAAGAAGAGAAAAUUCUACCGUUUCCUUGUGUGGAUAUGGAGCACCACCAUAAAAACGACGUAGAAGAAGCUGUUUAUAUUAAAAGUCUUGAUUUAUUCUGGCAGAAAGUUGGGCAAGCUGAGGCUUCUAGAAACGCUCUUAAUGAAGAACGCGCGUUCUUGCGAAAAGAAAACGAACUACUGCAAAAAGAACUGCACGAAUAUUGUCAAUGUUUAAAUUGUCCAAUGCCUCAAACUGCGGCUAAUGAAAUAUUAAAUUGGACACCUCAUGAUUCGAAAUUGUCAAAGAACGUGACAGAUGCAAAUAUCGAACUAAAAAAAUACAGCAAAUUUAAUUCAUCAUUUGGAUAAAUCUAUUUGUUUUUAAAUAUAUUUUAUUGCUAACA